UCAAGCAACGACCCUUCUCUCCCCCUCUGGUGUUUGCCUCUCGCACUUGGCACGGCGGCGGCAGCAGCCCCGAGGCCGCUUGCUGCUGGCGGGAGGCUGUUCGUCGGGCUCUCUCUUGGAACCCCUGGGCACCUCCUUGGCCACUGCUGUAUGCUUGACACGCUCUUUGGAGAUCUGCUGCACCGCCCCCAGCGCUCUCGAGUUCUUGACGGACUUGAAGAGCCUCUGCACGCACAAGGAAGGGACACAUAUGAGACGCCGUCGUGUCCCUUUGCUUUUGUGCUCUGCAUACGCGGCAGGUGUUCUCCUGGCCCAUCCUGUAAAGCUGCAUGCAGCACAAGACAUCCACAACAAAAGGGGUCAUUGUCCUGCUUGCGAGCAGCGUCCCCACCAGGCGUACAGAUGGCGUGCUUGGCCUCGCCACGCUUCGAAUGCAUAUCGGGUUGCGGAUGGCCUUUUCUUCACGCUUCAGCUGGUUGAUGGCGUUCUCAUCCUUCAGGAAGCCUAGAAAACAAACAAAACGCAAAGCAUAGUUUAUCAAGUGCAAUCUCGAGGCCGACACCAAUCUGCUCGGGAGAAACAAAAGAAAUGAUCACAGCGAAGAUGCCUCUUACAAUUGGUGGUCGGCUCUCUUCAGGCACACAGCCCCAUCUGAAUCGAUCAACGAACCUACGGAGGUCGUCCAGUGCUUGAGUCGAUAUCAUGCGCGGACCAGCUAAUACACGGGAUCGAUGCGUCACGUAGCAGAAGAUAUAAAAUGUAGGCAACGAUAGCGCUGGCUGCCGCCACUUUCGCUGCCACUGCUGCCUUCAAUCAGUUGCUUGAUCGUUGAGAGACGCGACCAUACCAAAGGCGAUAGCUCCUGCAAAAGGGUGAAAAGAAGAAACAGCGCUUGCGUACUGUCUCUGCGAGGUCUGUCAUGUCCGCUGGGUCGUUGAAGAGGGCUGCUGUCCAUGUCGCGCUGGAGGCUUGAAAAGAUGGACACGAAGUCCUCCAGACGCGAUGACGCACUGCCGCGGGACUCUGAAGACACACAAAGACACAUACACUCCGCACACACAUAUAUUCCUCGGCUUACUCAGCUCAUGCAGCACCCCAAACCUCUGGAUGUCGGCCUGUGGCGGGGUAUGUGACCGCCAUAGUCGCCUAACAGCGACCGCAGGUUUGGAACCGACUCCUCUUUCGACGGGCUGCUGGGGGUGGAGGUCGGUAGCACACCAACCGCCAGCAGGGCCAAUGCCGGCGCAGCAGCAGCAGCAGCAGCAGCAGCAGACGACGAGGAGGGCUCCUCUUCGAAAAGGAUGAAGUAGGCCUGCUCUACGAGCCGCUUCAGGCUGUCGAGCUCGAGUGCCAUACCCACGUCGGGAACUCCUGCAGAACCACAUAUGCACGUGUGAUACAAGCAGACAUGAAAAGGCGAUUUAUCGUCUGCAUACCAGGUCACUCAUCUGCAUGGGGUCGGGGUCGUCAUCGAACAACGACAUCUCCUUGGCGAAGCGGUCCAGGUGCCUCAGGGUGGCGGCGCGACGCUCUGCAGCAGACGCACACAUAUGAGCCAACCCAGCAUGACAGGUACAUUCUUUGGCGUACCCAUUUCUGGGAGCAUGCUCCCUCGUCGAUGUGGGGGCGGGCGGCGUCUCCCUGCCCUCGAGAAUGUAGUCAUGCUCACUCCAGAGCUGGACAGCACUUAAUGAGACCGUUGGGCACUGAGUGGA
This is a messenger RNA of Vitrella brassicaformis, 1715 nucleotides long. Lineage: Eukaryota; Vitrellaceae. The record is from the annotation of a GenBank genome assembly.